Leptopilina heterotoma is the source of this 234-nucleotide messenger RNA. RefSeq lists its product as uncharacterized. NCBI's taxonomy places the organism in Eukaryota, Metazoa, Arthropoda, Insecta, Hymenoptera, Figitidae. The record is from RefSeq and is a predicted model, not a curated record. Gene Ontology annotation, biological process: sensory perception of smell. Gene Ontology annotation, cellular component: membrane. The transcript has 3 exons. Gene Ontology annotation, molecular function: olfactory receptor activity; odorant binding. Bases 1 to 219 code for a protein of 72 amino acids.
AUGCUGAAAAGUUUAAAAGUAGCGGACAUUAUUGACACUGUAGAUUGGACAAUGCUAACAAAGAAAACAAAAGAAGGACUCGUUUUAAUAGCAGCAAGAUCAAAAAAGCCGAUUGUCAUUACUGGCGGUCCUAUGAUUUCCAUGACAUUGAAUACUUUUGUUACAAUUAUGAGAACAUCUUAUGCUGCGUACAACUUACUGCAGAGUUCUGGUGCCUAACAUUUAAAAUAAAGA